Molecule: messenger RNA, 1734 nt
Organism: Menidia menidia (Atlantic silverside)
Lineage: Eukaryota; Metazoa; Chordata; Actinopteri; Atheriniformes; Atherinopsidae
Source: the annotation of a GenBank genome assembly
GCUGUUGAAAAUAAGUUAAAAAAAAACUCACAUAUAGGCCCACACAAUCGAGAUUAAACUCGCGUCACAAUGUAGAAGUGUAGAAGAAGGACUAAAAGUAGGCUACGGACAAAUGGUGUUGGGCUUGCAUGAUUAACCACUCUGGUGCGCGUAUUUUUACGCACCCCUCAUGGGGCUUUCUCUGCGCUCCCGUUGGCUGCUUCCCGACAUCCCACGAGCCUUAAUUGGCACCGUCAAUUUGAGCAGGAAACGUCCAAAAUGGUUUGCCGUCAGGUGCGCCCGUAAGUCACGCCCUGCGCCGUGAGGAGGAUGGUUGCCAACUAUAGCCUCGCUGGUGGAGCUCGCUAGCACCAGAGGUUUUUUAUAACCAACAUGAGGGCGACCCGCGCCAAGCCAAGCUUACUGAGUGUCUGCGCUCUGACCUGUCUGAUCUACCUGCUGUGCUCCACCUGCACCGGGGUGGGAGCCGGGCGCAAGAUGGCCUCCUCCCGUCACCCCACCUUGAGGCGCGGCCGGCGGAGUCACCAGGGCGCCAGGCACAGGGGAGCGCACCACCGUCCGCUCACGGACGAGCAGAAAGCCGACCAGAACCUGCAGUUCAUGCUCAGCCUGUACCGCAGCGCGGCCGAACCCGACGGCAGGCCCAAACAGCACCGGAAGUUCGGCUCCAACACCGUGCGCCUGCUGAGACCGGCCGCGUCCUCGGUGCACUACCUGCCCGCUCCAGGAGACCUCUGCUACACCUUUACGGUGCAGUACAAACUGGACACUCUCCCCUCGGAGCAGCUGGUCCGAGCCUCCUUCGUCCACCUGCGCUCCUCCCCCUACGCCUCCUCUCCGCCGCCACCGCCGCGCACCCACCAGGCCGCGGAGCCCCCCCGCUGCCGGGCCCAGGUCACCUCGCUGGGCGCGGAGAGCCUGGUCACCCUGGAGCCCCACGAGCGCUGGCUGGAGACGGACAUCACCGCCCACAUCGGCGCCCACAUCCUGCAGGGGAAGGGUCAGGGGGAGGGGGACCACCUGACCCUCACCGCCCAGUACUGGUGCACGGAGCCCGGGCUGGCCGAGGAGGCCGGCGGCGCCUGGUGGUGGUGGACGCCCCAUCGGGGGAGGAGACAGUGGAGCAGGGACCCCCACCUGGAAGCCCCCUCUCUCCUCCUGUACCUAGAGGAGGAGAGGGAAGCCAAGGAGUGGAUGGGGGACUUGCUGGGCGUGGAGGGGGAGGGCAUCAUGCGGCGGGUCAGCAGGUGGCACCCGGCCGUCCGCCACCGCCGCAGCUCCGCCCUGGACGGCUCGCCGCCGGACCCCACGGGCGCCUCGGCCGGCGUGCUGAAAAACCUCCCCCCCUCCUUCACCACGUCCCCCUCGUCCUCCGUCGUCCGCGACGCGCCCGGCGCCAAACGCAAAAGCGCCGCGCCCAAGAACCGCUGCAAGCUCCACUCCUUCCGCCUGUCCUUCACAGAGCUGGGCUGGGGCCACUACUUCCUGGCCCCGCCGGUCUACAACCCCCGCUACUGCCAGGGCGACUGCCCCCGCGUGCUGGACUACGGCUACCACUCGCCCAACCACGCCAUCAUCCAGACGCUCGUCCACGAGAUGGGCAUCGGGGACGUGCCCCCGCCCUCCUGCGUGCCCUACAAGUACAUGCCCAUGAGCGUGCUGCUGGUGCACAAGGAGAAGGUGGAGUACCGGGAGCUGGAGGACAUGGUGGCCGAGUCCUGCACAUGUCGCUGA